Molecule: messenger RNA, 1274 nt
Organism: Uranotaenia lowii
Lineage: Eukaryota; Metazoa; Arthropoda; Insecta; Diptera; Culicidae
Product: astacin-like
Exons: 5
Coding region: 193-1098 (301 amino acids)
Biological process (GO): proteolysis
Molecular function (GO): zinc ion binding; metalloendopeptidase activity
Source: RefSeq, a predicted model, not a curated record
UAUGAUCUAGUAAAACUAUUCUGAAAAUUUAAAUAAGUAAUUAUAACUAGAACGUCGAAUGUUUUAAUUCCAUGUUGUACAGUACUAAUUAAACUAUCGAAACUUAUUAAAUUAGCAUUCAUCUCGCUAGGCACUUUUCAACAGAGUCUUAUAAAAGAUUGUUUUGACUGCAGCUCAGCCAUUUGUCUCGCAAUGUAUUUGAAGUGUGUUAUUUUGCUCUGUGUUACAGAGUUGUUAGGAGUUGUUAUAGCAAACUUCUACACACCCAGUAGAGUUGUGGGAAGGAGGGUAGCCAAAUAUGAUCGAAAAAAAAGUCGCGGCUAUCCCUUUGAAUUGGGCUUAGGUUAUUACUAUCAGGGGGAUAUAAUGUUGGUGCCUCCCAAAAAAGGAAGAGUGUCCGUUUCUGAGAGCAAAGUUGACCAGAUAUGGCCCAAUGGAAGGGUACCAUACGAAAUCUUGGGAGAUUUUUAUCCGAUAGACUUACAAACUAUCCAAGAUGCAAUGGAUAUGUUCGAAGAGCACACAUGUGUACGAUUCGUGAAAAAAACUGAAGCCGACGAUUUGUGGGUUAAAAUUGUGAACAACGAUACCGGAUGUUUCUCAUAUGUUGGCAGACAAAUGGACAAUGCUUACAACUUGAUCAACCUUCAAACACCGUCCUGUCUGUACACUACUGGGACUCCGGUCCAUGAAAUGAUGCACGCAAUUGGUUUUUAUCACGAGUUUACGCGUCCAGACCGUGAUGAUUGGAUUAACAUCAACCGGUCCGCCCUCCGGGAAGAAUUACAAACAAAUUCUGAAUUUGACACAAACUUCGGCAAAUUAGAUGCAAAUGAGGUUGAUACCUAUAAUGUAUCCUACAACUAUGGAAGUGUGAUGCAUUAUUCCAUGUAUGCCGGUGCCAAAAGUUUUGAAUACCCAGUUCUUACUAAUAAGCAACCAUGGAAUGGGGGAGAUUUCGGAAAUGAUGACGGAUUUGCAGAAUCGGAUAUAGAGCAGGUUAACAUAAGAUACAAAUGUUCUAGAAAAAAGACGUCACCAAACCGAAGAGCGAGAAGGAAGAAGUUGAACAAAUCGAAGAUCCUAAAAUCGACCUAAAUUGAUUUCAUUUUUGUAAAUCUUAUUAUUACUUUUUUUUGACAUUGGUGUCAUGCGAGCUACUGGUCGAUAUUCUACCGGAACGCACCAAGUGUCAAAAAAAAUCAGUCUACCUUAAGUUAGUAGCUGACUCGUUGUCAUUCUUUUUGUAGAUUUCAAAAUAAGUUUCAUACAAC